UAACGUUUAUUUAUUUUUGAGACAGAGAGAGACAGAGCAUGAACGGGGGAGGGUCAGAGAGAGAGGGAGACACAGAAUCUGAAACAGGCUCCAGGCUCUGAGCCAUCAGCCCAGAGCCUGACACGGGGCUCGAACUCACGGACCGCGAGAUCAUGACCUGAGCCGAAGUCGGACACCCAACCGACUGAGCCACCCAGGUGCCCCAUAGAACAGAGCUAUUUUACAAGCUCCAUGGGAUAUAUAGUUCUCCACUGUAAACCUUUGCCUGUCUUGAUCACUGACUUAAUCGGCAGACAUAGUUCUGAAGGACUUUCGACUGUUUCCAGAAAUUAGAUACGUCUUCCUUACCAUGUUCAAGAUUUUGCACAAGAAUGUGCCCUAGGUUGUUGCUGAAGCACUGGCUGAGAAUACCGGGUACUGUGGCAGGCGAGGAGGGUGCCAGGAAAGGAUGGCGGAGUUCCUGAGUCAGCCUUCUCCAUGACAGUUGUUUCGGUGUGUGGCCCUUCCUGUGCACCCAGGAGGCUCCUGUGACCUUUGAUGACAUCACUGUAUACUUGCUUCAGGGGGAAUGGAUGCUGCUGAGUCAGCAACAGAAGGAGAUCUGUGGUUCCGACAAGCUGGUGGCACCACUAGGACCAACUAUUGCCAACCCAGAACUGUUCUACAAGUUUGAGCGAGGGCCAGAGCCAUGGGUGGGCAGUGCCCAGGGCCAGAGGAAUGUCCUGAGCCACCAUCCAGGGAAAAACCAGAUGGGCUGCGUGGAAGAAGGGGACGGGCAGAGUCUGGCCGCAGAAGCCGGACCGUACCUGCCGCCUCAGAAGAAAGCCUGUCUUUCCCACUUCAGCACGGAGCGUGGCAACACUGAGGGAGACUGUACAGGAAAGAGCAAAAAACCCUUGAAACCCCGGUCUAUCCAGAAGUCUUGGUUUGUGCAGUUCCCGUGGUUGGUCAUGAACGAGGAGCAGACGGCUCUCUUCUGCUCUGCCUGCCGAGAAUACCCGUCUGUCAGGGACAAACGGUCAAGAUUAAUCGAAGGUUACACAGGACCAUUCAAGGUAGAGACGCUCAAAUACCACGCCAAGAGCAAAGCUCACCUGUUCUGCGUCAAUGCCUUGGCAGCACGGGACCCCAUCUGGGCAGCCCGUCUCCAGAGCAUCCGAGAUGAAUCCGGAGAUGUUCUGGCCAGCCCAGAGCACCUCUUCACGGCAGAUUAUCCCAUAUUGUACCCCCCAGGGCCUCUGGGAGCCUAUGAGAACAUGGCCCAGCUCCUGCCCGGCUCCAGAGCUGAACUGGAGGACCCGAGAGAGGAUGGAACAAUUCCUGCAUUGUAUCUCGACUGCAUUUCUGAAUUGAGGCAAAAAGAAAUUGCUGAUGGUAUCUACAGCGCCUCAAAUGUUAACAUUUUGUGUAAUGACGCUGCCGAACCCUGCGGCCAGGAUCCUUCUGAAGAGGGGCUGUUUGAGGAGGUUCCUGUGGUGUUUGAGGAGCUCCCGGUGGUGUUUGAGGAUGUGGCGGUGUAUUUCACCCGGGAGGAGUGGGGCAUGCUAGUCAAGCGGCAGAAGGAGCUGUACAGAGACGUGAUGCGGAUGAAUUAUGAGCUGUUGGCUUCCCUGGGGCCUGCGGCUGCCAAACCAGACUUGAUCUUGAAGCUGGAACGUCGGGCUGCGCCCUGGAUCAAGGACCCAAACGGGCCCAAGUGGGGGAAAGGUCGUCCUCCAGGGAAGAAGAAAAUGGUGGCCGGAAGAGAGGCAGAUGCACAGGCCUUGGCUGUAGAAUCCACAGUGCUUCCGGCCCCUUCAGUGGAGACCCGUAGUUCCCACGGUAAUCCCAGCCUUUGUGAAGUCGAAGUAGAUGGACCCAGGAAAAUCAAGAGGACUUACAGACCCCGUUCAAUCCAGAGGUCAUGGUUUGGGCAGUUCCCAUGGUUAGUAAUCGACCCCAAAGAGACCAAGCUCUUCUGUUCAGCUUGCAAAGAAAGACCUAGUCUCCACGACAAAUCAUCCCGGUUAGUCCGCGGUUACACGGGGCCUUUUAAAGUGGAGACUUUGAAAUACCACGAGGUCAGCAAAGCACACAAGCUCUGUGUCAACACCGUGGAAGUCAAGGAAGACACCCCUCAGGCUGCCCCGGUCCCAGAGAUCUCCAGUGACCUGAUGGCGAACAUGGAGCACUUUUUCAACGCCGCCUACUCCAUCGCCUAUCACUCGAGGCCCCUGAAUGACUUUGAGAAGAUCCUGCAACUCCUCCAAAGCACCGGGACCAUGAUCUUGGGCAAGUACCGCAAUCGCACCGCGUGCACACAGUUCAUCAAAUACAUCUCUGAGACUCUCAAGAAGGAGAUCCUCGAGGAUGUCCGGAGCUCCCCUUGUGUGAGCGUGUUGUUGGACAGCUCCACGGACGCCUCCGACCAGUCCUGCGUGGGGAUUUAUAUCCGCUACUUUAAGGGCAUGGAGGUGAAAGAGUCGUACAUUACUUUGGCCCCUCUCUACAGUGAGACGGUGGACGGAUACUUUGAGACCAUCAUCUCUGCCCUGGAUGAACUGGACAUCCCCUUCCGGAAGCCCGGUUGGGUGGUCGGCCUGGGAACCGAUGGCUCGACCAUGCUGAGCUGCAGAGGAGGCCUCGUGGAAAAGUUCCAGGAGGUCAUCCCCCAGCUGCUGCCUGUCCACUGCGUCGCCCACCGGCUGCACCUGGCCGUGGUCGACGCUUGUGGGGGCAUCGAUCUGGUGAAGAAGUGUGACCGACACAUUCGGACCGUCUUCAAGUUUUAUCAGUCCUCGAAUAAAAGGCUGAACGAGCUGCAGGAAGGCGCGGCUCCCCUAGAGCAGGAAAUCAUCCGCCUGAAGGACCUGAACGCCGUCAGGUGGGUGGCCAGCAAGAGGCGCACGUUGAACGCGCUCAUCGUGAGCUGGCCGGCCCUGGCAAGGCACCUCCAGGGCGUGGCAGAAGCCGGGGGCCAGAUCGGGCACAGGGCCAGAGGCAUGCUGAAGCUGAUGAAAAGCUUCCAUUUCGUCAAGUUCUGCCACUUCCUUUUGGACUUCCUGAGCAUCUACAGGCCUCUGUCCGAGGUGUGCCAGAAGGAGAUCGUGCUGAUUACGGAGGUGAACUCCACACUGGGACGGGCCUACGUGGCCCUGGAGACCCUCCGUCACCAGGCAGGGCCCAAAGAGGAAGAGUUCAACGCUGGCUUCCGGGACGGGCGGCUCCAUGGCAUCUUCUUGGACAGGAUGCAGAUGGCAGAGCAGCGGUUCCAGGCGGACAGGGAGAGAAUGAUCCUGACCGGGAUCGAGUACCUCCAGCAAAGGUUUGACACAGACCGGCCCCCGCAGCUCAAGAACAUGGAGGUGUUUGACACCAUGGCCUGGCCAAGUGGGAUUGAACUUGCCACUUUUGGGAACGAUGACAUUCUUGCCCUUGCCAGAUACUUUGAGCUCUCCCUCCCCGCAGGGUACAGCGAGGAAGCACUCCUGGAGGAGUGGCUGGGCCUGAAAGCCAUCGCCAAGAACCUCCCAUUCUCCAUGCUGUGUAAGAACGCCCUGGCCCAGCACUACCGGUUCCCCUUGCUGAGCAGGCUGGUGGCUGUGGUGGCCUGCGUUCCCGUCUCCACCUCCUGCUGUGAGCGGGGCUUCAGUGCCAUGAACCGGAUCAGGACCGACGAGAGGACCAAGCUCUCCAACGAGGUGAUCAACAUGCUUAUGAUGACGGCAGUGAACGGUGUGGCAGUCACGGAGUACGACCCCCAGCCCGCCAUCCAGCACUGGUACCUGACCUCCUCAGGCCGGCGUUUCAGCCACGUCUACACUUGUGCCCAAGCGCCACCUCGCUCCCAUGUGGGACCAGGGCUCAGGAAGGAGAAGAUGGGGGCACUCUAUGUGGAGGAGGCUGUGACCCAGAAACCGCCCGUUCCACCCUACAAGGAGCCGGUGGAGAUCCUGAAGGACUGCAUCGUGGACCCUCCUGACAGACUCCUGUACCCUCCUACCAGCCAAGAGGCCCCCAAGCUGUCUUGACGGAGAGCUCACGUUGGAGCAGGAAUCCUAGGGAUUGCCUUGGAGGCCCCCCUCCCGCCCCCUUGCUGCUGCCUUGCCCCCGGGAAUCAUGGUGACAGGCUCUCUGCAGAAUCAAGGCUGCCCUAGAGUCUUUGCUUGGGGGAGGGGGUGCUCUCCAAGCACCAGGAAGUGGGCAGCGACAAGAUAGUUAAGCCCACCUCCCAGAGAGGCAGGGUAAUCAGGAGCACAAACCUGCUUCCCAAGGCCCCUUUCUGAGCAACGGUGACCUCCUGGCACUUAAAUAUGCAGAAAGGUUCCUAGCUCAAAUUCAUUUUUAAGGUGCUUCAGGAAAUAAUCCCAUCAUGAAAGAUUCCACCCCAUGAUCUGGUAGCAAGAGGACUUCUCUGAAAUGGGAGAGAGGCUGUUGGGGCUUCCAGAAGCACCCCCCACCCCAGCAUCCCCCCUGGAUGGUUGGGGAGCGUUCUGGGGAGGCUGCCCACAGCCUCAGUGGCAUGGAGGAGGCACUGUGAAUGCAGAGGAUCACCAGGCUCUAGGGACCACCGGCCCGGCUCUGGGUCUCACCCUGGCUCUACAGCAGAAGCAGGGAAGCUUCAACUUCAGAUGGGACACUUGUACCAGAGAAUUUCUCUACCUCCUCCAGGGGCUCCCUUAGGAGGGGCAAGCCAAACCCUCUCCACAGAGCACUCCAGAGAGGUCAUCCUGGGACAAUGGAGGAAAAGUCUUUCCUGGAGGGAGUCUGCUGCUUUCCCGCGGUGGCAGCACUUAUGUUUGACCUGAGCCUGGUUUCCUGAAGAGCAGACACGUCCACGCUUUCGCUUGGGAGGCUUGGGCUCCAGCCCCAGCUGUGCCGCAGGCAGAGGUUCAACCGUAAUGAAUCCCUUCCUCUUUCCUGUGCCUCAGUUUCCCUCUCCAUGACGUGGCAGCAGAGAAUUCAAGUGCCUGCUGGCUCCUGGUCUGCCACUGGGCUGAUGAGUGACGGCGCCUCCAGCUCCCCAAAAGUCAGACCUCGGGCUGCACAGAGUGGACGUAGCUGCCUUCAGCCCUUGUCCUCGUCCCUUGCUACCGACGUCCUUCUUGCGGGAACAGAACUCCAUAAAUGUGCCAGCAGCAUGGUGGCCUAGUCCGCUCUUCCCAGUUCUCUGGGACCCAGCCUGGGAGUCACUAGGGGUGCUUGUUAAAUAUGCUCAACUCCUUACCUGCUUGAGCGGAUAUCUGGGACUGGGGCUCAGCGACGGGCAGUUUGGAUCAAGGUCCUCCAGGAACUUCAUGGGCUCACUCAAGCUUGAGAGCACUACCCUGGAGGCCCAGAAGGGUAUCUUGCACAACUGUGUUCCCACUCCCCCUCACCCCUCUCCCCUCACUCCCUGAAGCAAAGCACUUUUCCCUCCAGGGCACUUCGUUUUGGUAGGUUCCUAGGCUGCUUAUCUGCUGGGGAUGAUGUGGGGCCUGGGUCCCGCCUUCCUAACCUUCCUGGGUAGGAAACCAGGGGAGGUUAGAGGGCAGGUUUGACCCCUGCCUUUUGCUUGUUUUAGACAGGCAGGAAAUGGUGCUGCGUCCUGGCCUUGCGCCGGGGCCCCCGCCCUGUGCUGCAUGCUAAGUCGCCUGGCCCUCAGCCAGCGCUCUGUCCUCUCCCCCGUCCUGGGAGGUGCUGAGAGCCUCUGAGAUGCUGGUAUGGACUGUCGCCUUCUAACCACCACCCCCCCCCCCGCCCCGCCCCGGUUCCCAGUGUUUCUGACUCUCCCUUCCCGUCACCCACCUUUAGCACUUAGCCUUAGUGCCAUCGUCUUCCUGUUUUCUUCAGCUGCGAGCCGGGAAUUCGUUCCCACUUUCUGCCUUCUAUUAGGCUGUGGAAAUGCCUCUCUUCCAGCCCCAGGGUCAGGGGUCUGGGAUAUACCACGGGCCUUUAGAGCUACAGAUCUGGCAGUGUUACUGUCCACACCGAGAGGGAGCCCAGGCCUCCCUCCCCCACUCACAUAAGGUUCUGUGGGGAGUUCCGGACUCUGCCCUAGGCGAGGUGGUGGGGCUAUAAAUUGGUGGCGUGGAAGAGAGAAAGACCCCUUAAAAUAGGGGUCGUUGCCCCCACCCUAUCCAUAGAUCCCAAACGAGGUGACUUUCUGGCAAGCAUCCUCCCUGGGGCUCUUCCAUCCUGUAAGAAUCCUCAGAGCAUGAGGCUAGUCCCGCGAGCAGUGUUGUGUGUGUGAGCUCCACACACACAGUUCCCUGUGCAGCUCUAGGCGCUGAGGUGGAGGCCAGGUAGGGAAGCAUCCAGCCUCCACAUCCAUGUACUGAGGAAGCCUCCAAUACCAGCUUUUGAGAAAGUUGGGCCCCUUGGAGUGGGUGAUGGAAAAUGCUUUUUUUUUUUUUUUUUUUUUUUGCAGCGAUUUGCACUGUCCACAUUUCUUGAGAGGCACAGGCAGGCUAGCUAAUGGCACAGAGGCCUACCGACGUUUUUGUGCAGGACUCCAGGGCUGACACGUGGUGAACACCUUUGCUGGAGACUAUUACCCAGCCUGACCUCUUUGGUUUUGUUUCAAGGCACUUGCUGCAUUUCAAAUCCAGGGCCUGGAGACACCCUUGUUGGAGAGGCUUCCUAUUUUUGCCUCACAAGAAAACAAGCCGAAGAGAAGGAGCAAGAGUCCUAGCCACGCCUCCACCCUCCUGCACCAGCAACAGGCGCAGAUCCUGGCAUCCUCCCACCCCUGAUGCCCAGAGGGUCUGACGUUCUGAGUAACCGGCAUUAUAACUGAUAGUUUGAUUUCAGUAGCCAUAGAGACCAGAUGGGAGGGAAUUCAGCCCCCUGCCCUCGCCAGACACCUAAGACAGUGUAACCUACCCCAGACCUUUUGGUUCUUCCUCAAGCCUACGUUGGGUUCCUGGGGCGCUAAGUAUUUAGCAAGGCAGCGUGAAGAUUGGCCGAUUCCCUCAUGCAGGUGCCCGUCAGCCAAGGAUACUCAGGGCGAUCGGCAGCCUCUUCUGGCUUCAGAGACGUGCAAAUGAGGUUUAAAAACCCCACGUUGGAUUCGCAACUUUUUGCUCCCUGAAUAAAGCCGUUUGUUUCGACCCA
Acinonyx jubatus (cheetah) is the source of this 7074-nucleotide messenger RNA. RefSeq names its product zinc finger protein 862 (gene ZNF862). The record is from RefSeq and is a predicted model, not a curated record. Gene Ontology annotation, biological process: regulation of DNA-templated transcription. Gene Ontology annotation, molecular function: protein dimerization activity. The transcript has 8 exons. Bases 573 to 4010 code for a protein of 1145 amino acids. Lineage: Eukaryota; Metazoa; Chordata; Mammalia; Carnivora; Felidae.